ACCUGUAGGUUUGUUCUAGUGUUUCUGGUCGGGAGGUGGUGUCACAGAGAAACACAGACACACCAAGGUCAGCUCACAUACUAAACUGUGUGAUAGUUUCAUUUGCAGCAAUCGGCUCCCAGGCAGUUAUUGUACCUUAAUACGGAAUGAAUUAAUUCACAAACUUUUGCCAGGGCAAUGUCUGAAAGUAGAAAGGCCGCUGCACUCUCCUGUUUUGAUGUCAACUUUGUCUUUAACCCGGUGGAAUCGUGUCCUCAACCGAGUCAAACCACAUCGAGCUGUCCACUGACCGUGAACUCCGACACAUAUAAAGUCAUUUAUUCCCUUUAGGCUUUUUGGUGCAAGUUUAGUCAACUCACCAGAUCGAUGCUGCGUGGAGUCUGUCUGAAAGGCUGCAAUUAAUUUGUGGAUCGAUUGGGCACUUGGAAAGCAUUCCACUUUGUACAAUUAAUGCGAGGAUGGAGGAGUGUGUUCUGCCCGAAUUGAAGGAGAUAGAGAGCAAGAUGGGACGGAAAAUUCCUGAGAGCCUGCUGCGGUCACUGCGGGAGAAGCAGCAGGGCCCGUACAAGGAAGAGAAAGUCGCUCUUUCUAACACGGGGACACUAACUAACUGCAGCGCGCUGGAGAGACUGGAGACUAAGAUUCAGAUAUUGAAGAGAGACAUGGCUCGCCUCAGGGCAAUUGAUGUCAAAUUGAUGCAUCAGUUAUUGUCCAUAAAUGAAGGUAUUGAAUCGAUCAAGUGGAUAAUAGAGGAGAAAGGCAACAUGACGAGCAGGGGGAGCAGCUUGACGAGCAGUCUCUAUAGCUUGGCAGAAAGCCAGAGCACUUCACUCCAAGGCAGCUGGAACAGCCUGCAAGAUGGCAGUGAUGGGCUUGAUGAAAUCUCAGUGGGAAGUUACCUGGACACACUGGCUGAUGACUUGCCAGGUGACUACACACCUUCUGACCUCGAUCCCUUCUCAGAUGAAUGUGUAACAACAGAUUCACUUAACACUGAAUCUAUCAAUAAAGAAUCCAAAGAUGACUCUGACGAUGGAUAUUAUUGUUUUGGAUAAAUUAUGUGAGAAUAAAAUAUUUUUCUGUAUCUGCAAA
Messenger RNA from Hemiscyllium ocellatum (epaulette shark), 1092 nucleotides. Its product is annotated as leucine rich adaptor protein 1-like. Gene Ontology annotation, biological process: positive regulation of canonical NF-kappaB signal transduction. The record is from RefSeq and is a predicted model, not a curated record. Lineage: Eukaryota; Metazoa; Chordata; Chondrichthyes; Orectolobiformes; Hemiscylliidae. The transcript has 2 exons. Bases 459 to 1055 code for a protein of 198 amino acids.